Pieris macdunnoughi is the source of this 1221-nucleotide messenger RNA. The record is from the annotation of a GenBank genome assembly. Lineage: Eukaryota; Metazoa; Arthropoda; Insecta; Lepidoptera; Pieridae.
AUGUUACAAACGCAUCAUAGAAGCAGCAUCAGCCAACAUUCGAGAUCCGUGAGUCACUUUAUCAAUGAAGCUGAUGAACUAUCAGAUUCCGAGCUCGUUAAACAGGUCAAUGAUGUUAAGCAGCAAAUAAGAGUGCUCGCUUUGGAAAACGAAAUCUUAGAAAAUACUAUAAUGAGGCUCGACCCGAGUUUAAUGCAUGGUAUUCAACAAGCAUUGGAGUUCGCUGCAAAGAUGCAGAGCGGUUCAUCCCUAAAUGUUAACAGUUUCGUCAAAUCGACGUCGAAACUGGGCAUGGAAUCUGUUACCAGCCCAUCUAGGAUGCUGACAAGCCCUUCAAAAGUUUCAGCACGGCGUGUAGAAUCAUCAGGUAAGUUCAGUAGCACUGUUAUUUUUGGCACCGGCCCAAGAGUUAAUGUUCUAGAGCGAUCGGAACUAGUCACCCUUGAAAUGGAAUUUCUUAUCAACAACCUCGAGAAAGCGAGAAGUAAAGCGGCGAAACAGCACGCGCUACUAAAAGCACAGCUCGAAGAAAUCGGUUUACGUGAAGUUGAAAUUAAAAAAUCGAGUGAUCUGUUCGAGACAGAAGUAAUAGUUGAGGGUUGGGACAAAAUCGCUCAGAGGAUCCCCGCUGAGAUAUGGAUCAGAUUCAUGACCGAAUGGGUGAAAAUGAUAGAUGGCCAAAUAGGAAAGCUUAGAUUGCGAACUAGUACUUUAAACACACAGUACAGUAAGUUCAAAGGGCAGAUACGGGUCAAAGCCGAACUCAGCGAGAGUUUGCGACCCGUAGACUUCGAUAAGUUGAAGAUAGAAAACAACGAAUGCGCUGAAAUUAUUGAUAUGAAAAUACAGCAACUGGCCGAGUUAAAAAAGAUGACCGGUGAUGCAAAUUUAAACCUGACAAUACAUAAGAAGCUGAUGAUGGAACAGAAUGGCUAUUUGACGAAUGUAUUGAAAACUAUCAAAUUAAAGCACAAGCAAACGAAAGAGUUGGAUAAAGAGAAAGACGUGAUACAGGUGCAGGCUGACAGUUUAGCUCAGAGAUUAGACGAUGUUCGCAAGGUCAGACUCGCAUAUGAAGUGCCAGAUGUGAUGGACUAUGUCAAUAUAAAGUCUGAAAUAACUGAUUUAAAAAACAACAUCAAAGUUCUAGAGAAUAGAGCACACAUACAACGAAUUGCACUGACUUCUUUGAAUAAGAAAUUGAAUUUGAUGAUGAACUGA